ACCUGCGAGUCCUCGAAGUGAGAACAAAGAUCGAAACUUUGGAAGCUCCUCUUAUUUCCUCAGCUGUCGCACGUGCAAAUGGGGCUUCAAUUCUGAACCCACAUUCAUUCUCGCUCCACAAAUUCAAAUGGGGUGCCUUUGGAGAUCUCGAUGUUGGGUUCUCAUUGUGUUGGUGUUGUUGAAUAUUGGUUCAGCCUUUGCUGACACUCCUCAGAGACCCAAGAAUGUUCAAACUGCACUCCGUGCUAAGUGGUCUGGAACUCCCCUGCUUUUGGAAGCUGCUGAAUUAUUAUCUAACGAAAAAAAGGACCUUUUCUGGGACUUCAUUGAGAUUUGGCUUAAUACUGAGAAGGAUGCUGCUAGAUCUGAAGCAGCUAAAGAUUGUGUGAAGAAAAUUUUGGAAUGUGGGCGCCCUCUUCUAAGGGAACCAUUAAAAUCAUUAUUUGAGUUCUCUCUUAUGCUGAGAUCAGCAUCCCCUAGACUGGUGCUCUUCCAGCAAUUAGCGGAGGAAUCUCUCGCAUCUUUUCCCCUAGGCGAUGAAAAUUACUCAGAUGAUGAGACUGAGGAAAAGUUGCUAACAGAAAAGAAGAUUGAAAGGAGAAAAUUAGAUCCCCUGCAUGGUGUAAACUUGAAAAGCCAUGGAGGAAAAUGUUGUUGGGUGGAUACCGGUGAACACUUGUUUUUGGAUGUUCAUGAAUUACUGGCGUGGCUUCAGGGCUCUAUUGAGCUGGUAGGUGAUUCGUUUCCGAGACCUGAAAUAUUUGAUUUUGAUCACAUCUAUUAUGAGUUAAGUGUUGGAAGUCCAGUUGCUAUCCUUUACGGUGCACUUGGAACCAAUUGUUUUAAGGAGUUUCAUGUUGCUUUAGUUAAAGCUGCCAAAGAGGGGAAAGUUAAGUAUGUUUUACGGCCAGUGUUGCCUGCUGGAUGUGAAUCAAAAAUCAAUCAUUGUGGUUCUGUUGGUGCCGGUGAAUCAGUGAACUUGGGUGGUUAUGGUGUGGAACUUGCACUGAAGAAUAUGGAAUAUAAGGCCAUGGAUGACAGUACGGUAAAAAAAGGUGUGACUUUGGAGGAUCCUCGAACUGAAGAUCUUAGCCAGGAAGUCAGAGGAUUCAUAUUCUCUAAAAUUCUGGAACGUAAACCUGAGUUAACAUCUGAGGUCAUGGCUUUUCGGGAUUAUCUAUUGUCAUCAACUGUAUCAGACACACUUGAUGUUUGGGAAUUAAAGGAUCUAGGAUAUCAAACUGUACAGAGAAUUGUCCGAGCUUCAGAUCCUCUGCAGUCAAUGCAGGAAAUUAAUCAAAACUUCCCUAGCAUAGUUUCUUCCUUGUCUCGCACAAAGCUUGAUGAUUCUAUUCGAGAUGAAAUAAUGGCAAACCAGCGGAUGGUCCCACCUGGCAAGUCUUUAAUGGCUCUCAAUGGUGCUUUAGUCAAUGUUGAAGACGUUGACCUCUAUCUGUUGAUUGACUUGAUCCAUCAGGAUCUCUUGUUGGCUGAUCAGUUCUCAAAAUUGAAGCAGAUUCCUCAAGGCACUUUGAAGAAAUUGCUCUCGACUUCACCUCCUUUAGAGUCCAGUAUAUUUCGAGUUGAUUUUCAUUCUAGUCAUGUUCAUUAUCUCAACAACUUGGAAGAAGAUGCUAAAUAUAAACAGUGGAGGAACAAUUUAGAUGAGUUCUUGAUGCCAGUCUUCCCUGGGCAGCUACGCUACAUCCGUAAAAACCUUUUCCAUGCUGUCUUUGUUCUUGAUCCAGCAACCCGUUGUGGUCUGGAGUCCAUUGAUAUGAUCAUAUCAUUGUAUGAAAAUAAUUUUCCUGUGAGGUUUGGGAUUGUGUUGUAUUCUUCGAAGUUUGUUAUGCAGUUAGAAAAUCAUGCUACAAAAGAGCACAGCGAUGAAGAUAUUUCGACUACGAUUAUAUGUCUCUUCAGUUAUAUCAACGAGAAUUAUGGUGCUGAAAUGGCUUACCGGUUUUUGAGCAAUGUUAACAAAUUACGUAUUGAGUCAGAUGGCAAUGCGGAUGAUGCUCUUGAACUGCACCAUGUUGAAGGAGUGUUUGUGGAAACAAUAUUAUCAAAGGUAAAGUCCCCACCUCAAGAGAUAUUACUAAAGCUGUAUAAGAAUCAAAAGUUGAAGGAAUUGUCACAAGAAAGCUCUAAGUUUGUAUUUAAGCUUGGUUUGUCUAAGCUUCAAUGUUCGUUGUUGAUGAAUGGCCUUGUUAUUGAUCCCACUAAGGAAGCUCUUAUAAAUGCCUUAAAUGAUGAGACUCCAAGAAUACAGGAACAAGUAUAUUUUGGACAAAUAAUGUCUGACACUGAUGUAUUAGCUAAGUUUCUAUCAGAAGCUGGUAUACAGCGUUAUAAUCCUAAGAUUAUUUCUGAUAGCAAACCAAGGUUCAUAUCUCUGUCAAUGUUUACUUUUGGGGAGGAAUCUGUACUAAAUGACAUUGUCUACUUGCAUUCUCCUGGAACAAUGGAUGAUACGAAGGCUGUGACGCAUCUUCUUGCUGUUGAUAUCACUUCAAGGAAUGGGAUGAAAUUACUUCAACAAGGCAUACAUUAUCUGAUAGAAGGAUCCAAAAAUGCUCGUGUAGGUCUUCUGUUUAAUGCCAAUCGGAGUCCUAAUUUGUUUAGCCUCCUAUUUGUUAAGGUCUUUGAAAUCACUGCAUCCUUGUAUAGUCAUAAGACGAAUGUAUUGGACUUCUUGAAUCAGCUUUGCUCACUAUAUGAGAAGAAUUCCAUCCUUUCACCUCCUAUGGAAGCUGAGAGCACUCAAGCAUUUGUUGAUAUGGUUUGCGAGCUUGGUGAAGCUAAUGGGUUACCAUCUAAGGGCUAUAGGUCUGCCCUCCUAGAAUUUCCUGCUGGUGAAGUGAGAAAGCAUUUGACUAAGGUGCAGAAUUCUUUGUAUAGGGUGCUUGGGCUUGAAUCUGGUGCCAAUGCUGUCUUCACUAAUGGAAGGGUAACUUAUCCAAUAGAUGAAAGCACUUUUUUGAGCGCUGAUCUGCAUCUUCUGGAAUCAAUAGAAUUUAAACAAAGGACAAAGCACAUUGUGGAAAUUAUUGAAGAGGUGGAAUGGCAUGAUGUUGACCCCGACACACUAACAAGCAAAUUCAUUAGUGAUAUUGUCAUGGCCUUAUCAUCUUCAAUGGCCAUGCGAGAGCGGAAUUCUGAAAGUGCUCGUUUUGAGAUUCUGAAUGAUCAGCAUAGUGUCAUUAUUCUAAAUAAUGUAAAUUCAAGUAUUCAUAUUGAUGCGGUUCUUGAUCCUUUAAGUCCAACCAGCCAGAGGUUGUCUGGAAUUCUUCGAGUUUUGUGGAAAUACAUUCAGCCCAGCAUGAGAAUUGUACUGAAUCCAGUGAGUUCUCUUGCUGAUCUUCCUCUGAAGAGCUACUACAGAUAUGUAGUACCAACAAUGGAUGAUUUUAGCAACACUGACUCUGCAAUAAAUGGCCCACAAGCACUCUUUGCAAACAUGCCAUUGUCUAAGACUUUCACCAUGAAUCUUGAUGUUCCUGAGUCUUGGCUUGUUGAGCCCGUUAUUGCAUUCCAUGACCUGGAUAACAUUCUUCUUGAGAACCUUGGUGACACAAGCACAUUGCAAGCAGUUUUUGAGCUUGAAGCUCUUGUCCUCACUGGUCAUUGUUCUGAGAAAGAUCACGAUCCUCCUCGGGGACUUCAGCUGAUCCUUGGGACGAAAACUGCUCCCCAUUUAGUUGACACCCUUGUGAUGGCCAACCUGGGAUAUUGGCAAAUGAAAGUCUCACCUGGAGUUUGGUACUUGCAGCUUGCUCCUGGAAGAAGUUCCGAGCUUUACAUUUUAAAGGAAGAUGGUGAAGGAAGUUAUGAUAAACAAUCAUCAAAACUCAUUACUAUUAAUGAUUUACGGGGUAAACUAUUUCAUAUGGAAGUACUGAAAAAAAAGGGAAAGGAGCAUGAGGAAUUACUCCUUCCUGAUGACAAUGCACAAGAUGAGAAGAAAGGAAGUGGCUUGAAUUCCAACUUCUUAGAAUGGGCUUCUGGUUUCAUUGGUGGCAACAAAUUAUCUAAAAAGGCUGAAAAAAGUUCACAAGAGAAAGGAAGGGGUGGACGGCAUGGAAAAACUAUUAAUAUGGUUUCUAUUGCUUCUGGGCACCUAUAUGAACGCUUUAUGAAGAUUAUGAUUCUAAGUGUUCUAAAGAAUACUCAUCGUCCAGUUAAAUUCUGGUUCAUAAAGAACUACCUCUCUCCUCCUUUUAAGGACUUAAUUCCACACAUGGCCCUACAGUAUGGUUUUGAAUAUGAACUAGUCACGUACAAGUGGCCCACAUGGUUGCAUAAGCAGAAAGAAAAGCAGCGAAUAAUUUGGGCAUAUAAAAUCUUAUUCCUAGAUGUCAUUUUCCCCCUUUCUUUGGAGAAGGUCAUUUUUGUGGAUGCUGAUCAAGUUGUUAGGGCAGACAUGGGAGUACUCUAUGACAUGGAUAUAAGAGGAAAACCCCUGGCAUAUACCCCAUUUUGUGAUAAUAAUAAGGAGAUGGAUGGAUAUAGGUUUUGGAGACAAGGUUUCUGGAAUGAUCAUUUGCAGGGAAAACCAUACCAUAUUAGUGCUUUAUAUGUUGUUGAUCUGAAGAAGUUCCGAGAGACUGCAGCUGGAGAUAAUCUUAGAGUUAUUUAUGAAACACUAAGCAGGGGUCCAAAUAGUCUAGCCAACUUGGAUCAGGAUCUUCCUAAUUAUGCUCAGCAUACCGUGCCAAUUUUCUCUUUGCCGCAAGAGUGGCUAUGGUGUGAAUCAUGGUGUGGUAAUGCUACAAAAUACAAGGCAAAAACCAUUGAUCUGUGCAACAAUCCCAUGACAAAAGAACCCAAACUGCAGGGUGCUAGACGAAUAGUUUCUGAGUGGCCAGACCUGGAUUUUGAGGCAAGAAGAUUCACAGCACGAAUCUUGGGCGAUGAUCAAGAAUCAGAAUCAAUACUGCCCCCUAAUCAAUCCAAGAACUUGAAUAGUGAAGAUUCGUCAAAUGAGGACAUGGAAUCCAGGGCUGAGUUAUGAACAAGGGACAGAUGCUGUGCAAGUUGAAAUUUAUUCAAGAAAUCUAUGAUCCUUGCAGCAGUUUGUCGCCAUGUAGCAUCAUGACUUCUUUCCAUCUAACCAGUGCCCAUCUGAUAUAUCGGCAUCCAUAUCCAAACACGAAUAUGACAACUUCUGAGUGCAAUGGAGAUUUGCACUCUCAGCUGCCCAAUUCCAAGGUCUCAAAGGAGAUCUUGAUUAGAGUAAAAUUUGAGUGAAUUUGAAUCAUACCUUCAAUUUGAUGACUGUGGACAUAGUAACCUAUCAGGCCAUCUAAAUUCAUUAAUGUUAUAUACCAGCAAUCAACCCCUCACCUUUUUUUUCCAGGAUACUUGUUUAAUUCAAUGGGGAAGAAUGCUGGAUUUUGGGAAUGUCAAGUAUUACAGUGAUUGUGUUAACUUGUUACAAGUUUGCUUUCAGCAUCAACAUAAUUUUUGGUGAUUAUUCUUGUGUCUCCCACACUGGUAACAGACUGGAAUAUAAGAAAACCAUGUUACUUUUGACUGAAUUCUGUGUCUCUCAGCACCCCUAAUUCUUUUAAGAAUGUAUUUUUCCUGCUUUUAUGUCCAAUAACUAACUGCGACUCUUGAUAAA
Glycine soja is the source of this 5626-nucleotide messenger RNA. RefSeq names its product UDP-glucose:glycoprotein glucosyltransferase-like. Gene Ontology annotation, cellular component: endoplasmic reticulum. The transcript is spliced from 37 exons. The coding region runs from base 128 to 5014 and encodes 1628 amino acids. NCBI's taxonomy places the organism in Eukaryota, Viridiplantae, Streptophyta, Magnoliopsida, Fabales, Fabaceae. The record is from RefSeq and is a predicted model, not a curated record. Gene Ontology annotation, molecular function: UDP-glucose:glycoprotein glucosyltransferase activity.